AUGAAGAUUCCUUCAUCGAAAAAGCUAUAAUUAAAAAGCCUCUUGCUUGUUUUAAGUCUAAUCAUUUUAUUUUGUUAAAAUGCACUUGGAUUAACAGCAAAGCUGAGUUAAAUAUCCCCUACAUACUUAUAAUUAACCACGGAUAAUGAUAUGAUAAUUAGCUCCUAAUACUAAUUAGCAAAUAUUUUUUCAAUUACUAUCGAUAGCAUCAGCCCAAGUAGCUACACAUACACUUUUAAUUUAAAAAAUCCUACUACUAUAGAAAUUAACAUAGUAUACUCAUAAAGUUUUAUUUAUAGAUACCUUAAUUUAUAGGUGACUCAACCUAAAGCAAUUACAGAUUAAAGUGGAGCUAAUCUUGAUUAAAAUAGUUAUAGCACAUAAAUAUAAAUGGUUAUAAUCUAUUCAAGUGCAGAGAAGACUAUUCAAGACAUAAUACCUUAUAUUGUGUGGGGAUUUUUUGGAAUCUUUGUUUGCAUAACAAUUAGUUUUCUUUUUAUGAAAGUAGACACAGUAAGCAUUUGGAAUAUUUUAGAAUUCUUUCAAAUAUGUGGAGUUUUGAAUUACUUAAACAUAGUCAAAGCAUAAUAACUAAUUAUUUAUCUCAGUGAGCUGAAUAAAAGCAAUUUUUUCUUUAUCCCUACUUGGUUUUAUCAGUUGCUCUAGCAAAUUAAUAAGUCUAUAUCAACUAAUAGCUCUAGCGUUUUUAUCACUAAUAAUUCAAUUGAUGCACCUUCUUCAACAAGCUUUAUAAGAACUACAGGAAAUGCCUUAUUUAUUGUCUUUAUAUACACAUUCCUUACUUUGAUAUGCUCGUUUAAACCUUGUUUAGUUUUUUAGAAAAUUUUUAACACUCGCUCUCUUUAUAGAAUUGUAGAUAUUCUUUUGAUUCAUUUUGUAUUUGCUAGUGUCAUUAAUUUGAGAUACUGUUCUUUUAGCAGUGGUUAUAACAUUAGUGACUUUGCUUCAUCAAUUGUUUGCCUUAUAGCUUUUUUUUUAUACUCAACAAUAAUACCCUGCUCUAAAGUUAAUAACAUAGAUGUUAUUAUGUUAGACAAAGAGGUAAUAGAGAGAAAUAAGCAUUUCAUUAAUAAAGCUAGAGUAGAGUACUUUUUUAGCAGAAACUUCUUUUCAUUUCGUACAAUUUUUAGAAGUCUCUUAGUUAUAGGACUUGCUUUAGGAACAUUAAGCAAAACUGCAGCAGGAAUAAUCACAUUUGGUUCAUUAUUUUAUUGGAUUAUUGUUAUCAUUUUAAGUUUAAGAUAAAGUUUAUAUGAUGAUAAAAUAUUAAAUGCUAUCUAACUAAUAAAUACUAUCUCUCUUACAGUUCUUUUAAUAUUGUUUAUAAUUUUAUGGAGUUUUGAGCAGUUCUAUGCCUUGGUAUCACGCUCAAGCAGCAAUCAGAUUGAUAGCUCUUAUAUUUCAAUAAAUCACUAUCUAAGUUGGUCUAUAAUCUGUCUAAUAGUAAUUGCAAAAAUAUCCUACAUAGUAUAGUUAGUAUUCUAUCUAAUAUAAACUCGAAAUAUAAAGCUGCAGACUCUCUUGAAAACUUAAAAUACAGAAGAUUCUUAGGUGAAAGAGCAAAGUUAAUUACAAGAAUAAUUAGUAAACUAUAAUGAUAAAUCUAUUGUUUAAGAUUCUCAGUAAAAUAAUAGUUUUGUUUAUGGAAAAAAGCAGAUGUUUUAAACAUAAAUAGAGUAGAAAAAUAUCGAAUUAUCAACAACAUAGCCAAUUUAAUAGCAAAAUAUAAAUGAAUUAAAUACUGUGUAAUCUUAAUUAUUUGAUUCACCUUAAAAGCUUGUUAAUUAAACAGCAUUAAAUAAUACAAAUACUUCUUAAUUUUAUAAUAACGGCUCAUCACUUAAUAAAUCAUAGCCAAAUUAAGUUUAGUUUCAAGCUUAAAUUUCAUUUAAUAAUUAAAGCAUGUAGCAGUAGCCUUCAGAUUUUAUGUUUUCUUCUCAUAAGAAUGACAAUAUACUAAAUAACUAGUAAGAGUAGGAGCAUAACCAAAACAUAAGAUUUACUAAUAAAACAUCUACUUUUUCUGCUGAAAACAAUGAAAGAAACUAAUUAUGA
Molecule: messenger RNA, 2076 nt
Organism: Tetrahymena thermophila SB210
Lineage: Eukaryota; Ciliophora; Oligohymenophorea; Hymenostomatida; Tetrahymenidae
Product: transmembrane protein, putative
Exons: 1
Source: RefSeq, a predicted model, not a curated record